GGACACGUUGCACGGCAGCCGCGAGCCGAACACGGCGCCCCUUCAUCCACCCGGCCAUCUUCAUCCGAGCCAUCACAACACCAGCGCGACGGGAUCAGCCAUUCUCGACACAUAUUUGCAAUUUAUCGCCGAGAAUUCCGGUUUGACGACGAUGGGCCUCAGCCCCGAACAAGCCGCCGCUGUCGCGGCGGCGCACGCGGCCAAGAUGGCGCACAUGAGCGCCAUGGACAAGUUGGGCGGUCGUGGGAUCGAGGAUUAUCCCAUGAUCGGCCGGGACGAGGGUCGGGGGCCCGGUGUGGUGCACGAGGAUCGCCAGGACGCGAUGCAGGACAGGCACGUUGGAUUGUUGGAGGAGGGGGAGUCGUCGGGGGGCGAAGAGGACGACUUUAGCGAGAACGAGGAGCCGGAAAUCGUUAAAGCCGAAUAGGUGGCACGCUCGCGGCAAUCUGCGACCAUAGUUUGUUACACGAGUGACCCGAUUAUUAUUAGCAAGCGCUUUGGAGAGACGCGUUUUUCUUUUUUUUUCUUGGAUCCGAUCUUGGAUCUGGGCGCGUUCCCUUCGCUCGCAGUCAAAUCCAUCCACUACCUCAGUAGAGACUUGUUUUCCCAUUGUUUUCUUUUCGUUGCGGGAGAAUAGAAUUUUUGUUUUUUUUCUUUUUUUUUUUUUUUUUUGUUUUUCCAAAGAAAAGAUGAAGAAAGAAGAUGAAACGAAGUCAUGACACACACGUAUAAUUCACACGUUUACAUUUAUAUAAACCGGGCCGGUUCCGAUCGGAGAAACGAAUCCCUCCUUCGCUACACUCGGAGAAACGGAUCAGUGAUUUCCGUUUUCCCUUUUACUUUACGAACACGAUACAUACACACGCAUAAAAACACAUACCUAUACAUAUAUAUAUAUAUAUAUACUCUAUCACACAUCAUGUAAACACGUGUAUAUGCGCGUAUACAGUUUUUACCCCAGUUUAAAAUAUUCCAUCUGUCUACCUCAGUGAACCACGAUAAACGAUAAGUGAUAGGACAGACCAAGACGAAUCUCACGGACGACGAUGAUGAUGUUUCGGGAAGAGGAGAGAGAGAGAGAGAGAGAGAGAGAGAAUCAGAAUCAGGGAGACGAUAAAAAGAAAUGAUAUCGCCAUGGUUAUUCUUCGCAUGAUUUUUACUCAUUUAUGAAAAAUGAUUUAUGAAUACGAAGAAUCAGAUAUCGAUAUAUCGCGACAGACGUCGUUCAACCGGUUCCAACUGACCGGCGUUUUCACGGUCUCGUCGAAGCGAUUGAUUCG
Apis dorsata (giant honeybee) is the source of this 1280-nucleotide messenger RNA. RefSeq lists its product as uncharacterized. The record is from RefSeq and is a predicted model, not a curated record. NCBI's taxonomy places the organism in Eukaryota, Metazoa, Arthropoda, Insecta, Hymenoptera, Apidae. The transcript has a single exon. Bases 152 to 427 code for a protein of 91 amino acids.